This is a messenger RNA of Notechis scutatus (mainland tiger snake), 832 nucleotides long. The record is from RefSeq and is a predicted model, not a curated record. Lineage: Eukaryota; Metazoa; Chordata; Lepidosauria; Squamata; Elapidae.
CUUUUAAUUUGCUGUGCCUAUGUAUACCGCAAAAUAAUGUGCAACAUAUUCUAAAAGUGAAGGUGAAUAGAAUAUUAAUAAACAAGACUUACUUCUAUUUUACUUUCUUGUUUUAGAUGGAGAUUGCCACUGAAAUUGGGCUGCAGUACAAAGGAGAAAUAAUAGUUGCUUUACGGUACACCCCACCUGAGAGGAACCUAACACUUCCCCUGGGAGAGAUUCAAGGAAAGAAGAGUUCAAAGAAAGAAAAGAAGUCAACCUCACAAGCACCAUCAGGAGGCAUGUUGGAAAUUGUCAUCAAGGAAGCCAAGAAUUUAAUGGCAGUGAAAUCAGGAGGCACUUCAGAUACAUUUGUGAAAGGAUACUUGCUUCCUGACAACAAAUCUUCAAAGCAUAAAACCCAUGUAAUAAAAAAGAGUGUGAAUCCCCACUGGAAUCAUAUAUUCAGUUUUAGUGGCUUGAACCCUAGAGAUAUAUACAAUGUCUGUGUAGAACUCACUGUUUGGGACAAGGAGCCUCUCACCAGCAACAUUUUCCUGGGUGGUGUUCGUUUGAGUAUUGGAAGUGGUAUAAGCAAUGGCAAAGAAGUUGACUGGAUGGAUUCUCAAGGAGAAGAGCGCCUUCUUUGGCAAAGAAUGAUUGAUUGUCCUGGAGAUUCUGUAGAAGGUGUAUUAAUGCUGAGAUCCAGCAUGGGGAAACACAGACUCUGAGGAGUAUGGUUUGCAUAAGACUGAUACUACAGUAGUGUAAUUUUAAAUUGUAAUAAGCAGGGGUGGGAUUCAAAUUUCUUAACAACUGGUUCUGUGGGCAUGGCCUAAUUUGUGGAUGUGGC